Vicia villosa (hairy vetch) is the source of this 3287-nucleotide messenger RNA. RefSeq lists its product as uncharacterized. Gene Ontology annotation, molecular function: zinc ion binding. Bases 156 to 3224 code for a protein of 1022 amino acids. The transcript is spliced from 4 exons. NCBI's taxonomy places the organism in Eukaryota, Viridiplantae, Streptophyta, Magnoliopsida, Fabales, Fabaceae. The record is from RefSeq and is a predicted model, not a curated record.
UGAGGGAGAUUCCAUCAGAACAGCCUACGUGUAAUGGAUCUUCUGGCUUAUGUGGCAUGGGGGUGACACGGUGGCAGUGUCUUCUCAUAUUUCUUCAUCCUUAUAUACAUAAUCCCCCUUGCAAUUUUAGGGUUUAACAUUGUUAGAAACUUGAAAUGGGGAAGAAGAAGCGUGUGUGUAAGAAAAAGGCUCCGCCACCGUCAAAGGCCACCAAACCGCCGUCACAGUCCAAGCAAAGGAAGAAAAAGGAGCAGGAGGCGGUAAAGCCCAAGACGGAGAAGCAAGUCAGGCAUGCAAACAAGAACGAAGAAGGAGGAACCUCCGUUCGUGAUGAGGAGUUUAACGAUGAGUUCAGUGCUGUUAUCCAAUAUGGUGGGGAGUUUGUGUUUCUGAACGAUGGUCGUACGAUUUAUAGAGGAGGUAUGUCGUCGUUAGUUUCGGGACUCCGUUUAGAAGAGUUUACCUUGGAUAGUAUACAUAGGUUGGUGAUGGGUUGGGGUUACCGUGAAGGGACAUAUAGAAUCUGGACUCUAAUUCGUGAAAUAUAUGAAGAUUAUUUUCAGAUUAGAAAGGAUGAUGAUUGUUAUGACUUUGCUACAUAUAACUGUGUGAAUCGAAUUGACGGGGAACUUUUUAUAGAGCAUGAUGUUGUAGAUAUUGGAGCAACCGUAAGACUUCCUAGGUGUGUUAAUGAGGUUGGUGAGAUGGAAGGAAGUGAUGAAGAAGAGGUUGAGGGGCUAGGUGAUAGUGAAGAUGAGAGGGCCACUGCGCUUGUUGAUGGUUUUGAGGGGAUAGAUAUAAGUUUACCACAGAAAGAGGUCCCAAAAGUUGCUGAAUAUGUUAGUGUUAGUAAAGAGAAACCUUGCGAGGAAGAUGAAUAUGUUAGUGAUGAGUUGGAAAGUUCUGACCCUGAUUUGUCUGACAGUGAGAAAGCUAAAGUCCAAAAGUUUGAAAAGUUCAAAAAGGAGCAUUUAAAUAGGGAUUUUAAAUUUCAGUGGGGUAUGGAAUUCAACUCCCUAGAUGAAUUUAGGUAUGCCAUACGUGAAUGGUCUGUAUUAAAUGGGAGACAAAUUACUUUUGUCAAAAAUGAAAGUGAUAGGGUUAGGGUGGUGUGCAGGGCCACUUGUGGGUUUUUAAUGCUAUGCUCCAAAGUGGGCCACAAGAGGACAUUUGCUAUAAAAACCAUUGUAGACAAACACACUUGUGCUAGGGUUUUAGACAAUAAAUCUGCAAAUUCAAGGUGGGUGGCUAAGAUUGUUUUGAAGAAGAUGCAGACCUCACAAGAUGUCAGAAUCACUGAUAUUAUACAAGAUCUGAGGCAAAAUUACUCUGUAGGUAUAACUGUUUGUAGGGCUUGGAAAGCAAAACUCAUAGCCAAGAAGAUGUUGGAGGGAGAUGCAGAUAGGCAAUAUGCAAUAUUGAGGAGGUAUGCUGCAGAGUUAUUAAGGGCCAGCCCUGGAAACACUUUGGCUAUAACUGUUGAAAGGCCUAACCCAACAAUCCCACCAAGAUUUGGUUGCUUCUAUUUCUGCUUUGAGGGAUGUAAAAAGGGUUUCAUUAAUGGAUGUAGGCCCUUUGUGGGAGUGGAUGGCUGCCAUCUUAAAACAAAGUAUGGUGGUCAAUUGCUAAUUGCUGUAGGGAGGGACCCUAAUGAUCAGUAUUUUCCACUUGCUUUUGGGGUUGUGGAGACAGAAACAAAAGAAAGCUGGAAGUGGUUCUUGGAGCUGUUGAUGAAUGAUGUGGGCCAGAGCAACAGAUAUGUGUUCAUAUCAGACCAACAAAAGGGUCUUGUUGCAGUCUUUGAAGAGAUGUUUGAGAGAAUUGAGCACAGGGUUUGUUUAAGGCAUCUAUAUGCCAAUUUCAGGAAAAAAUUUGGAGGGGGUGCACUCAUUAGAGAUCUAAUGAUGGAGGCUGCAAAAGCCACUUACUACCAAGGCUGGUUACAAAAGAUGAAUGAAUUGAAGUUGAUAGAUCUUGAUGCCUGGACAUGGUUAAUGGGUGUUCCUCCAAAGUCAUGGUGUAAGCAUGCUUUUUCCUUUUACCCUAAAUGUGAUGUACUAAUGAAUAACAUAUCUGAAUCAUUUAAUGCUACUAUUUUAAGUGUAAGAGACAAACCUAUUUUGACCAUGUGUGAGUGGAUUAGGCUGUACUUGAUGAAUAGAUGUUCUGCCUCAUCAGCCAAACUAAAAAAAUGGCCUCAUAAAGUAAUGCCAAUACCUAGGAAGAGACUUGAUAAAGAAGUCAUGCUAAGUGGGCAUUGGUUGCCCACUUGGGCAAUGGAUGAGACAUUUGAGGUGAAUCAUUCAUAUAAUGGUCAGAAGUUUGUAGUUGACAUUGCUAAGAGAAGUUGUACUUGUAAUUUCUGGGAGCUAGUUGGCAUCCCUUGUAGACAUGCUAUUGCUGCUCUAUCUUUCAGACAACAGAAUCCAGAAGACUUUGUAGACAGUUGCUAUCAUAGGGACAAGUAUGCCAUAUGUUAUAGUUUUCCUAUAAGUCCAAUCAAUGGUGAAGAAAUGUGGCCUGAGGUAGAUGCUGAUCCAAUAAUGCCCCCCAUGUACAAGAGAGGUCCUGGCAGGCCUAAGAAAUUAAGGAUUAGGGAGUGUGGAGAAGAAGGUGCUAGAAGAAGGAGAUUACCAGGUGUGUCUUAUAGGUGCACCAUUUGUGACAAAUUUGGUCACAAUGCUCAAACUUGCAAAAGCACAACUCAGAAUCCCAAUGCACUUAAAAGAAAGAAAAAGGUUAAGUUGGAUGCUCAAACUACUGCAACUCAUGGAGCUGAGACUGGUGCAACUGAUGUUCCCCAAAGUGAUGCAACUGAUGGAGUUCAAACUGAUGCAACUCAUGGAGCUGAGUCUGGUGCAACUGCAGUGACCCAAACUGCUGCAACUGAUGGAGUCCAAAGUGCUGCAACAGAUGGAGUUCAAACUGAGACAAAUCAGACUGAUUUUUUUGGAGACAUUACUGAUGAUGUGAUCUCAAGCCUGCCAGAGUUUAACUCUACCCAAUGCUCUGCUGUGGAUGGAGCCUCACAAAGGAGAGGUAAGAAAAAGAUGUCACCUACCAAGCCAAUCAAGAGGAGGACAAGUGAAAGACAGAAGUUGUUCUGGUUUAAAAAACCAAUAACUGGCCCAGGUGCUACCUCUGAACAACCAAUAUCAGUGACUGAUGAAGAUAACAAUGAUGAGUCAAGGCGUGGGAAGAAGAAAUUGAAGAAGAACUAUUAAGUCAUGAUUAUGUAUAAGUCCUAGUUAUGUAUAAUGCUAGUGAACUUCAAUAUUUUGUUUAUG